AUGACCUCGAUGCCGAGAUCAGACCAGAUGAUGCAACGAUUGACGGGCGUGUACAUUCGUUGGUCAGUAGUCUCAAAUAUCGUGGCGAUGACAUUCCCUCGUGGACGCCUCGCAACAACGGAAAGGCAAUGGCAAUUGGCGGGAACACCCUCGUCAUCGAAAUGGGACCUCAUGAGAGGUGUUAUAUGGGACGGUCCUCGAACGAAAGAAGAACAUCGCCUUAUACAACGUCUCGACUUCUUUGUGCUAAGCUGGGCGACUUUUCGGUAUUUCGUCAGACUACUUGACUCAAGUAACAUAACGAAUGCGUAUGUCAGUGGCAUGAAAGAGGACCUAGACUUUCAAGGCAAUGAGUACAACCUGCUGCAAACAUUCUUUACUUGCGGGUAUCUAGUCGGCCAAUUUCCUUCACAGUUCCUGCUCACUCGUAUUCGCCCUUCAAUUUAUCUACCCAUGACCGAGCUCCUUUGGACCAUUGUCACCUUUUGUUUUGCCGCAGUCAAGGACGUUCGUCAGGUCUUAGCUAUGAGGUUCCUGCUUGGAUUUCUUGAAAGCCCCUUUGCCGUCGUCGUUCUAACCAUCAUGGGGAGUUGGUAUACCCCGCGAGAGCUUUCCAAACGGAUCUCGAUUUUCUACUCGGCCAGCUAUGCUGCCAGUAUGUUCAGCGGAUAUCUCCAGGCCGCGAUUUACAAGGGUCUCAAUGGAGCCGUUGGUCUCCCAGGCUGGCGGUGGCUGUUCAUUUUCUGUGGCAUAAUCUCGAUCUGGGCUCCUAUCUGGGGAUUCUUCGCCGUCCCUGACAACCCUCAUAUCACAAGGGCCCGCUGGAUGCGUUACAGGGUCUCAGCUAUAUUCACCAACUGGCCCAUCUACAUGGAGGACGCUGGCGUAGAUUGUACUUGUCAUUGUGUUGUCACGCAGCCCCUCAACUACUUCUCGGUCUGGCUCAAGUCCUUGGACCGUUUCACGGUCUACCAAAUCAAUCUCUUUCCCACUGCAGCACAAGCGGUCGGCCUUGUGACUACUCUGCUGCAUGCUUGGGCGUGGGGCAUUGACAUCAUGCACAAGAACAUGGAGGAGCGCGCAAUCGUCAUCGGAGUCGCACAGACUCUAGGCCAGGCCUUCAUCGCAUGGGUUCCAGUGAUGAUCCUCGAUGUGGGUAAAUACGCGCCCUCCUUCUACGUGAGAUUCUCUGCCAUGUGUGGAGUGGGCGUUUUGGAGCUUUCGAGUAUUUUCCUCAUCAGAUACUUCGAGAAGCGAGAGGUGACGAAGAACGACCAAGAAAUCACUAGCGAGUGAUCAUCGUUCUG
This is a messenger RNA of Colletotrichum phormii, 1307 nucleotides long. RefSeq names its product major facilitator superfamily domain-containing protein. Lineage: Eukaryota; Fungi; Ascomycota; Sordariomycetes; Glomerellales; Glomerellaceae. The transcript is spliced from 10 exons. The record is from RefSeq and is a predicted model, not a curated record. Gene Ontology annotation, biological process: transmembrane transport. The coding region runs from base 1 to 1296 and encodes 431 amino acids. Gene Ontology annotation, cellular component: membrane. Gene Ontology annotation, molecular function: transmembrane transporter activity.